ACGCCCCCCGUUUCGUUUCGUUCCGCUUCUUCUUCUUCUCCACGCAAAAAGCAGAGAGCAAUCAGCACAAGCAGCAACAAGAAGCAGCGAAGAUGCAUUCGAAUCACCUUCUUCUAGAAGAGCCAAUCCGGAUGGCCUCAAUUCUCGAGCCAUCCAAGGCUACUUUUUUUCCUGCAAUGACGAAGAUUGUGGGUACGCUCGGCCCCAAAUCUCGAUCGGUGGAGGUUAUCGCUUCCUGCCUCAAUGCUGGAAUGUCUGUGGCCCGAUUCGACUUCUCGUGGGGCAACCCGGAAUAUCACCAGGAGACUCUGGAGAAUCUCAAGGCCGCUGUUAAGAGUACUAAGAAGCUUUGCGCUGUUAUGUUGGACACUGUGGGUGCUGAGUUGCAAGUCGCCAACAAAACUGGGAAUCCUAUUUCACUCCUUGGAGAUGGACUCGUUGUUCUGACACCAGAUCGUGGACAAGAACCAUCCUCAGAGCUAUUGCCCAUCAAUUUUGAUGGAUUGUCAAAGGCGGUGAAGAAGGGAGAUACCAUUUUUGUUGGUCAGUACCUGUUCACUGGAAGUGAAACGACUUCUGUAUGGUUGGAGGUUUCUGAAAUAAAAGGAGAUGAUGUUGUCUGUUCUGUUAAGAAUUCUGCAACAUUGGCUGGUUCAUUGUUCACUUUGCAUGCGUCUCAAAUUCACAUUGAACUGCCUACUCUCUCUGAUAAAGAUAAGGAGGUUAUAAGUAGUUGGGGACUUAAAAACAAAAUCGACUUCCUGUCAUUGUCAUAUACCAGGCAUGCAGAAGAUGUUCGCCAUGCUCGUGAGUUCCUGAAUAAGUUGGGCGACCUCAGUCAGACACAAAUCUUUGCUAAGAUUGAGAAUAUGGAGGGAUUAACCCAUUUUGAUGAGAUUCUGCAAGAAGCUGAUGGUAUCAUCCUCUCCCGUGGGAACUUGGGCAUUGAUCUCCCACCAGAGAAGGUCUUUUUAUUUCAAAAGGCUGCCCUUUAUAAGUGUAACAUGGCUGGAAAGCCUGCUGUGGUUACUCGUGUUGUGGAUAGUAUGACCGACAACUUGAGGCCAACCCGUGCUGAAGCAACUGAUGUUGCAAAUGCUGUAUUGGAUGGAAGUGACGCAAUUCUUCUGGGUGCUGAGACUCUUCGUGGUUUGUACCCUGUCGAUACAAUCUCUACUGUUGGUAAAAUUUGUGCUGAGGCAGAGAAGGUUUUCAACCAAGACUUGUAUUUUAAGAGGACUGUCAAAUAUGUUGGAGAGCCAAUGACACACUUGGAAUCUAUUGCGUCUUCUGCGGUACGAGCAGCGAUUAAGGUGAAGGCAUCUGUUAUUAUUUGCUUCACUUCUUCUGGAAGAGCUGCGAGAUUGAUUGCAAAGUAUCGACCCACAAUGCCAGUUCUUUCAGUUGUCAUUCCCCGACUCAAGACAAAUCAGCUUAAGUGGAGCUUUACUGGAGCCUUUGAGGCAAGGCAAUCACUUCUAGUCAGGGGUCUGUACCCUAUGCUUGCUGAUCCUCGACAUCCUGCCGAGUCUACCAGUGCAACAAACGAGUCAGUUCUAAAGGUCGCCCUUGAUCAUGGAAAGGCAUCCGGAGUGGUUAAGUCACACGACCGUGUAGUCGUUUGCCAGAAAGUUGGUGAUGCCUCUGUAGUCAAGAUUAUAGAGCUUGAAGAUUAGAAUUCUUCUUUACCCUCAUUUUUGAGGCGUAAUUUCCUAUCUUCUGUUUUCGUGUCGGGAAAUGGACCAAUCAUAUCGCCCUCGAGGUUUAUAGCCCUCAGGUUUUGGAGGCUUGGUAGUUGAUUAAUUGUUCUAUGCACACAGUUGUAGUCAUGGUGUACAUGACCCCCCCUAAAAACAAAAAACAAAUUUUGUGUUUACAUAUCAAAGUCGUUCAAGUCUCCAAUAAAGAUGGUUUUUUGUGA
Messenger RNA from Pyrus x bretschneideri (Chinese white pear), 1921 nucleotides. Its product is annotated as pyruvate kinase 1, cytosolic. The transcript is spliced from 16 exons. Gene Ontology annotation, biological process: glycolytic process. Gene Ontology annotation, cellular component: cytoplasm. Bases 93 to 1676 code for a protein of 527 amino acids. NCBI's taxonomy places the organism in Eukaryota, Viridiplantae, Streptophyta, Magnoliopsida, Rosales, Rosaceae. The record is from RefSeq and is a predicted model, not a curated record. Gene Ontology annotation, molecular function: magnesium ion binding; pyruvate kinase activity; potassium ion binding.